Messenger RNA from Cladocopium goreaui, 3483 nucleotides. The record is from the annotation of a GenBank genome assembly. NCBI's taxonomy places the organism in Eukaryota, Dinophyceae, Suessiales, Symbiodiniaceae.
AUGGUGGCUGCGGGCGAUUUCCAGGAUAGUCAUCGGCAGGAAGCCUUGAAGUUGGUGAAAGGCACCUUGGAUCGACCAGAGGCUGCCAAAGAUCCUCAGUUCGCCAAAGUCUUGAUGGGUGGCUCCUCCUCGCUGGUUCGCUUGGCUGCCAUGCUAGAGGACGUGGACUUGGCUCCUUUGGUGCUGGGCUUGCUCUGCACCAGCAAGCCUGCAGCCAACAAGUUGGAACAAAUCAGUGGCAACUUGGCCUCGCUCAUCUCCAACAAAGGAGCUGCGCAUAGUGAGCCCACGCGUGCGCUGGCAGCAGAACUGUUGCUUCACAUUCAGGGCUCCGCACCUGAGGUGGGCAACGACAUCACUCAUGCUCCUGUGAAGCCCAAAGCAGGACAACUCAGCGAUUUGUUGGAGCGCUGUGAAGGCAUUGCCGCGCACGAGGAGUCGAUGGAGGCAGCGCUGCGGACGCAGUUGGAGGAAGGCAUCAAUCGUGGACUGAAGGCCCUGGAGCCUCAUGGUGUUCACGUCAGGGAGGCGAGACAGAUGGCCACAGGGCGGCUCAAGGACGGGGGCUUCUGCCGAAGAACUUUUCUCGGCCCAUGUCGGCCGUCCCAUGGCGUCAUGCUGCAGCUGCGUCCGCUGGACCCGCCCGUAGCCAGCAACGGUCAUGCGGCGACCAAUGGUCAUGCGGUGACCAAUGGCCAUGCCAACGGUCACGGAGUUCCAGGAGCCACAGGGCAUGCGCAAGCGCAAGCAGCGCGGCGCAAUGGCCGCCGGAAGGCCCCAAAUGCGUCAAUCAAAGGCCUAUUGGAGGCACAGCAGUGGGGAGCGGCGCUCUGGGUCUUGGAGGAUCCCAGCAUGAAAAGCGCGGAGCGAUUGCAGGCCUGCAAUGGCUGUAUCAGCGCGUGUGGCCGUGCGAGUUUUUGGACGCAAGCCAUGUGGCUGAUGAAUGGCAUGAAGGCCAUGGUUCGCAUGCCGGCGCCCACUGCCGUGUCGGUGAGCGCAGUGAUCUUGGCCUGUGAGAGGGCCUACCAGUGGGACAUGGUGCUGAACCUGCUGGAGCGCGGGCGGCUGGAUCGCUUGCUGCGAGACCAAGCACCAGAGGUGAAGGAGGGCCGCACUGGGCGGCAGCGCGCUGCUGAGCUGGCCAUGUUGACGGCAGCGUGCCGGGCCUGCGAUGUGGCAGAUCAAUGGCGCAGCUCUCUGGAGUUGCUGCCCAAGAUGUUGGCAGGAUCUUCACUGGAGCCCAAUGUCUUCACCUUCGGAACGGCCUUUCAAAUCUGUUCGCACGGACAGGGCCAGCAAGCCUUGAGGUGGUACCAGGAGAUGCGAAGGCUGAGUCUGGAGCCCGGUAUCAUCUCUCACAACCAGGUCAUGCGGGCUUUGACCAGCAGCCAGCUUUGGGAAAAGUCCUUGGAUCUGCUGGCAGGUGCUGAGCAAGAAGCUCUGCAGAGAAGUGAGGUCACGGUGAGCAGCGCGGUGAAGAAUGACCUACGCUGGGCUCAGGUGAUCCAAGUCCUUCGCGAUGCACGAAGGAGAUCCGUGCAAUCCAAUGAGAUCAUCGCCGGGUCAGCCUUCACGACCGCAGCACGGGACACGACCUUCCCCUGGCAAUGCGCCAGCGCGACGCUGGCUGCGGAAAUGUUUGAAGGGCUUCAGCCCAAUGUUUUCAGCUGCACAGCUGCCUUGAAAGCCUGCACUGCUUGGAGAGAGGUCUUUGCACUCUAUCCCCUGCUGGCAGCGACGAAGCCGAGCCGGUUGGAUGAACUGGUGGCGUUCCACAACAUGGCAGACAGCUGUGAGAAAAGCGAGGAGGUGACUCCGGGCAUCUGGUCUCGCGUCCUGCAGCUGUUGGAUCGCGACCUGCGAGAAAAUGCCUUGCAAGCAGAUCACAUUUCUUCGCAUCAUCUGACGGCAGCUGCUGCCUCAGGCGGGGGUUGGCGCUUGGCGGUGCACAUGGCCCUGGAGCAAAUGAAGGAUCACUUGGACGUGGACGGCCAGGGGAUUGUAGCUUCAAAGGUGGCCACUGGAAAUUGGCAACUGGCCUUGUCCUUGGCGCCAGAUGGCCAUUUCAAGGAUCUAUGCACCGCCUUGGACCAAAUAUCGCAUUGGCCGCUGGCACUACAACUCCUCAUGGAUCAGACGGAACAAAGGAGCCUGCCGUUGGACAGGGCGUAUGACCUGGCCGUGAGUUUUUAUCUGGUGAACCUGGUUCAGGCAGCCAAGUUGGUUCAGUGCUGCACAAGAGCUGGAGUAAAUGAGCUUCCCCCGGUGGAUUUCCAACACUUCGAAGCCGCCUUCGCACGUUUCCGCGGUGCGCGCGAGGCCUUGGGGAACCACGUGAGAAGCUGCGAAAGUCUCCAUGAGAACAUCGAGAGGCAGUUGAGAGAUCUACAAACAGCAAGACCCAAAGUGGAGCCGCACGUUUACAAGGAGAAGCUUCUUGCGGCGGAGUCCCUCUACGCCGAGGUGAAGGUGCAGCGGGAGCAGUUCGCCGCGGCUGAUGCGGAAGCCAAGGAGAAGACGAAGAAAGCCGAGGCCUCCACGUCCAAAAUGAAGACCCUGAAUGAAGAGCUCAGGAGGUACGACCAAGAGCUUCACGAUCUGCGAACGCAACGGAGAGACAAGGAGAGCAAGGCGGCCACAUUGAGGUCCAAAGCCAAUGUUCCUGGCCUGGAGGAUCGGAAACGGCAGAUCCAAAGCGAUAUCGAUCGUAACUUGGAAGAAGCCCAUAAGUUGCAGGUGGUGGGCCGCCGUGUCCAGCAGGGAGAAGAUGGAUACCUCACGGAGGGGCAGAGCCGUGAGCAGAAGAUCUCGGAGAUCAGUGCGAAGCUCAACGAGUUGAAGCGCCACCACCAGAGCCUGCUGCAAAAGCAGAAGGAAUUCAACAUCGACCCAAUAGCCCUCGGUAACGAAGCCUCGCAGUUGGAGACAGAGGCUUCAAGGUUAGAUGAAACCAUUGGGCAGUUAGAGUUCAAGCAAAGAGAAGCUGAACGUGCCCGCUUGGACGCCUCUAGUGAUGCCUCCCGGGAGUCGGAAGAUGCACGCAUCGCGCGGGACCACAGCUCGCACCUGGCUUCACGCUUGGCUUCGGCAGAGCGGGAUGCCAAGGCUCAGCUCGCAUCCCUGCAACCCAUGAUCCAGGAGCAGCAUGCUGGAUGGCAACGGCUGAUGCAGCAACAACGAAGUUUGGACGAAGAUCAACGGACGUUGGGCAACAAGUUACUGGAAACGACCCUUUCUGCGACCACAGAGGUUCAAGCCCGAGAGCAAGUGGCCGCGAUUCUCCAGGAUUUAGUGAAGUCGCUGCUGAAUUGCGCGAGCGCCCUGCAAGCCUGUGGAGAGGAGCCUGCCGUCGACAGCGGCGCGGCCGCGACGGAUGGCUUUGAUGACUUUCUGCAAGAAGUCCCCGCCGGCGGUGCUAGGGCGGAGGUGGAUAUCUUUGGCGGUGAAGAGCCUGAGGUCUUCAAAGGACCACGCCCUGCCGUU